Molecule: messenger RNA, 666 nt
Organism: Yamadazyma tenuis ATCC 10573
Lineage: Eukaryota; Fungi; Ascomycota; Pichiomycetes; Serinales; Debaryomycetaceae
Gene: YAF9
Product: Yaf9p
Biological process (GO): regulation of DNA-templated transcription
Source: RefSeq, a predicted model, not a curated record
AUGAGCCAAAACAGAAGAAUAAAGAAUGUAUCGAUAUCGGUGCCCAUCUUGUACGGCAACAAUGCCGUCAAGUUGGCGGAUGAAAAGAGAACUGCCCUCACGCCCCCUGACCACACGCACGAGUGGACCGUGUUCUUAAAACCAGUGUUAGAUGACAUAGACCUCACACCUUUGAUCAAGCGAGUCACCUUCAAACUACAUGAAACCUAUGACAAUCCUGUGCGGUCAAUCGAGCACCCGCCCUACCAGGUCACCGAGACUGGCUGGGGAGAGUUUGAGAUCAUCAUCAAGAUCCAUUUCCACACUGGCAGCGAGUUGGGCAUCAAUGAGAAGAACUUUCAAAUUUUCCACGGAUUAAAGUUACACCCUUUCAAUCCCAAAAUCCCCCCCAAAGAAAACGGAGAAAUCAACUCGGUGCUAUAUGACGAGUUGGUGUUCCAGGAGCCGACCGAGUCGACAUUUGAGAUCUUGACCCGCAAACCGGCAAACUACUUACCACAAAAGAUAUCUGAUGAAGACAAGAAGGACCAGGAGUUUUGCCGGCAAGACGAACAGGAUGAGUUGGCCCGGUUAGACGCCCAGAUCUACCGAAUCAAGCACGAAAUCGAAAACCAGAGAAAUCGGUACAAGGAGUUGGAGCAAGAAAAAAUCGCUCUAUUACAGUAG